Molecule: messenger RNA, 612 nt
Organism: Dovyalis caffra
Lineage: Eukaryota; Viridiplantae; Streptophyta; Magnoliopsida; Malpighiales; Salicaceae
Source: the annotation of a GenBank genome assembly
AUGGCAGUGAUAGUAAAUAGUAGUAGUACAUUACAAGAUGAUGUGUGUGCAACGACAAAUUGUGGGCAAGGAACAUGCAAGGCUUCUAAUACUUCAUUUCCUGGUUUUGAUUGUGAAUGUAAUUCGGGUUGGAAGAAGAUGCAGAUCGGUCCUUUGACCUUUCCUCCUUGUGUUGUUCCCAAUUGCACAUUUGACUUGGGAUGUGGCAAUGGAGCUCCACCAGCACCACCACCACCUCCACCUCCACCUUCUCCACCUCCACCAUUCAAUCUCUUCGACCCCUGUAAUAUUCUUGUUUGGUGCGGCGAUGGAACCUGUGUGCCUAAUGGAAGUGGACACAUAUGCCAGUGCAACGAUGGCUCUGCAAAUGUGUUAAACGCGACAGACCUUGCUUGUUUUAAACAAUGCUAUCUUGGAGCAGAUUGUAAUGGUCUUGUGUUCGGCAACUCACCGCCUCCACCUCCACCGCCAUCCAGUAGUUCAGCCCCGCCAAGAAAUAAUGCAAUUCGUGUGGCAGCACCACCAGGCUCGACCGAAGCAUCAAAGUCCUUGAGGAACCUUUGUGCAUCAUCAAUGAUAUUUUUAGCAGCAAAUUUCCUAACAUGGCUUUAG